CGUACAUGGGCGCUGCGAGCUCGUCGCGACUGCUGGCGACGACCGAGGCCGCGCUGGCCGACGGCGCCGAGGUCCUCGACCUCUCGCACGAGCCGCUGCGCGUGCUGCCGCCCACGUUCAUUGCGAUGCUCUCGUAUGGCGUGCAGCUCAAGGAGCUGCGGCUCUCGAGCGCUGGCCUCACGCAGCUGCCCGCGAGCUUUGGCCGUCUCGCCGCCCUCGAGCGUCUCGCGCUGGACCGCAACGCGCUCAAGGAACUGCCCAUCUCGUUCCACGAACUCCGACGGCUCCGCGCGUUGGACGUGAGCUACAACCAGCUGGCGUUGCUUCUGGGCAACUUUUGCGACCUCGUCGAGCUCCAGCAUCUCUGGUUGCACUCGAACAAGCUGACUGCGCUGCCCGACGCCUUUGGGAACCUCCAGGCGCUCACGACGCUCAGCGUGCAGAACAAUGUGCUCGGGCGCCUCCCGUACUCGAUCGUGCGGAUACCAGGGCUCCAAGUUGUCGACGCCAGCGACAACCAUAUCAUGGACCUUCCCGUCGAGUGGGAAACGUGCAUGGCGCUGCGAACGCUUCGGCUCUCGCACAACCUCCUCAACAGCAUCCCGACGGGGCUAUGGGACCUGCUUCAGCUCGAGACGCUGACGCUAUCGCACAACCGACUUGUGGAGCUCCCGCUGCCGACACCGGUCGCCCACCUGCCGAGCCUGACCAACCUCAGUCUGAGCUACAACCGCAUCGACGCCCUUCCAGCAUCGCUGCUGCAGAUGCCCCGCGUCCAAGUGCUCACGUAUACGCAAAACAAACUGGCCACUGUCGACGACAACCUCUUUCGACUGGUCGAUCUCGUCUUCCUCGAUCUCUCGGAGAAUAGCUUGGCGGUCCUGCCGUCCGACGGGUGGCACGCCCUCGCCCGCCUCGUCGAGCUUCAUGUCGCCAACAACCGGCUCACGGCAGUGCCAAGCGGCUUGGAGCUGCUCCCAAAGCUCCAGUUUUUGAAUCUGAGCAACAAUCUACUCCAGACCUCCCUCUAGUUGCCCGACGCGAUGGGCCAACUGACGUCGCUCGAGACUCUGUGGUGUCAGAACAACGAGCUCAAGGGUCUUCCGCCGAGCGUUGACGGAUGGCAGCUGCUGCACACGCUUGCCCUCGAGCACAACCCUAUGACGCGCGUGCCAUUGACGCUCACGUCCUUGCCAGCGCUUUGCCACCUUAGCAUGGACCGCAAGUCGUUUGCGCUGCUGGACCCAGAACUGAUUUCGUUCUGCAACCAACUCCCCGCGUUCGAGAUCCACGGGCUGUAGUAUCAAGGUAUCAACAAUCGAGUUACUCCCGCC
Saprolegnia diclina VS20 is the source of this 1334-nucleotide messenger RNA. RefSeq lists its product as hypothetical. NCBI's taxonomy places the organism in Eukaryota, Oomycota, Saprolegniomycetes, Saprolegniales, Saprolegniaceae. The transcript has 9 exons. The record is from RefSeq and is a predicted model, not a curated record. Gene Ontology annotation, molecular function: protein binding. The coding region runs from base 6 to 1031 and encodes 341 amino acids.